Staurois parvus is the source of this 371-nucleotide messenger RNA. NCBI's taxonomy places the organism in Eukaryota, Metazoa, Chordata, Amphibia, Anura, Ranidae. The record is from the annotation of a GenBank genome assembly.
UGCCGGUUAUCGGCAUUUCUCUCCCCACGAGCUGUCACGCUGACAGCUCACAGAUCAUCAGAGCACUGAUGAUCAGUGUGCCCUGAUGAUCUGUGUAGCCCCAGCAGCGCCACCUGUCAGUGUCCAUCAGUGCCAGCUCUCAGUGCUCAUCCAUGCCACCUGCCAGUGCCCAUCAGUGCCACAUCAAUGCCACAUAUCAGUGCCCAUCUGAGCUGCCUUUCAGUGUCACCCAUCAAUGCCACUCAGUGCCACCUAUCAGUGUGCAUCAGUGCAUCAGUGCCUAUCGGUGCCUAUCAGUGCUGCCUAACAGUGCCAGUCAGUGCCGCCUAUCAGUGCCAUAUAUGAGUGCUCCCUUUCAGUGCCCAUCAGUG